AAUACUUACAGUAUCAAAUAUACUCGUGAAUAGAAACGAGCAGACGACAGUCACUCGAACAACUUCUGCUGGAUAUAGAAAAAAUUCACAAGAAAGUUUGUCUACAUGCUACAUGAAGUGGACACUGAUAUUUUAGGCUGACAAAGAGAAAUAUUAAGGGAUAAAUACACUCGACGACGAAACAUGAACAUAAAUGAUACCUUUGCGAUAGAUGUUUCAACUCUUGAUUUAUUAACGCUAACAGCCGGAAAUGCCAUACACCUAGCUUCGACUUUGACAAGCAACCUGACCAAUCAAACGACUCAAUCGCCAUACAGAAUACAUAUGCAGAGAAAUUCCUCCCAAGUUGAUCGAUUGAUUUUGAAUUCACAAAUGGCACGACAGUUGCUGCCUGUCACCAUAUUUGUUUGCAUUUUAAUGUGUUUUGGACUUCUUGGAAAUCCUGUGGUAGUGUAUGUGUACUUAUUUCGAUGGAAAGCGACGUCAAUAAAAUAUUUUAUUGGUUCCCUAGCAACGCUCGACCUAAUCACUUCCGGUUUGUGCAUGCCUUUGGAAAUUGUGUUCUUGACCAAUCCAAUCACAGCAAACGACAGUGUACUCUGUCGUAUUCUUCGAUUGUCACGUGCAUUUACGUCAAUGGCUGCAGCUUUUAUACUCCUUGCAAUAGCCGUAGAUAGAUACAUGCGAGUUUGUAAAUACACACAAACACAAAUGUCUGUACAAGAGGCCAAAACACUAUGCGUUGUGUCUUUACCAGUAGCUGUGUGUCUUUCUUGGCCAGCAUUUUUUGUGUUUGGAAAUUUCGAUCGAGAUACUGAUCCAUUUCUACAAACUUCUUGUUCGACCGCUCAACACCUCCGAGGGACUAUUUAUCCUCUUUUGUAUUACCUGAUGCUGUUUCUCAUCUUCAUCGUAGUGUCAGCAUGCAUGUUUGUCUUUUAUCUCCUUGUUGGUGUUAAACUUUGUCGUCUUCGAUCAUCCAAGUCCAAACGAUCCAUUUCAAAAGUAAUGACGGAAAAAUUUCAACAAUAUUCAUCUGGUCAUUUUUCUCAAGAUACGACAACUGACGAAUCCCGUUCAAGCACCUUAGGGAACAAGGACAAGAACAUCCGAAAUUCCAUCGUCAGGAAAGCCUCGUUUGUGGACUUAUCCCAAAUUUCUAUCAAUCUGAAAAGCAUGCGAAGACGAUCUACCCGAAUAAUGAAAAGACAGAAAAUUACAUUAAUUCUACUUUUAAUCGCAGUUCUUGAAUUUAUCAGUUUCCUCCCCUAUGUUGUAUUAGCUAUGUGCAAGUCUUUUUUACCCAAUUUCUUAGAGUCCUUAUCAGAAUCCCAACAAGUCUGGUACAAUAUUGGUUUAAUGUCGCACUUCAUCGGGAAUGCUUUUAACCCGUUUAUUUACGGAUUUUUUAGCAGAAAUUUUAGACGAAAAUUCAUGGAAAUGCUACAAUCUGACCAGAAAGAGAAUCAUCACACAUUUAGUUCCGGGGGUGAGAUGAGAAUUUCUACAUCUAAGUAAAACUACGUUAUUUAUGACCAUUGUUAAAAGACAAUUUUUUCUUUUCAUUGUUCAUGGAGGCCUAUAACAAUACAAAUACUUUUUCUCCAAUUUCCUCUCAUCUGGAAUAGAAAAACUUUACGAGAGGAUUAAGGCCGAGGUCUCCUUGUAGAAGUUGGUAUGUUGUACGCUUAUGCUGUGCACUUGACACUUGACAGACAACGGGCACCUGAAUGAUUUUUCAGUGAGGAAUCUACCUGUUAAAAAAGAUUCGAAUGUUGAAAAAUCAUGAAGAUUUUAAUCUUUGUGUGUAUUGUAUUAUCUAUAUUUUGCUGUGUGUUGGUAUAGGUGGUCAGGCUUAUAGCUUAUUUCUAUAGUGAACAUAUGAUUUUGUUAUUUGCAUAAAGGACUUUCCAAUAUUAGGAUUUCGUUGAGAAAAUAACUUUUAUUUGAUAUCUUGUCGAUAGUGUCCAUCUACACGAGAGAAAUAUAAUAUAUGCCCCCUCCCCUUUAUCACACAUAUUUGUUUUAGCUUUAAACUUGAAAGGAGGGAUUUCACGCAUAUCACGUUGACGUCCCUUUUGGAUGAGUCAGAUAUUAAUCUCUAAGAUAUUGUUUAUUGAAGUCCCGGGUAAUGUGUGUUGGUGCUCACGUGACUUCUGAAAAUUUCCGGAGAUUGCCGGAAGUUUCGUCGUGACUUGCGGUUGUUGAACACCCGUAAAAAUACAUGUAAUUGUGUCUUGUCAAUUCCUUGUUUUGAAAAUCAUUCCAAUUCAUUUGCUUUGCUUUACAGAAUAAAAAUUA
Messenger RNA from Ylistrum balloti, 2301 nucleotides. Its product is annotated as neuropeptide FF receptor 2-like. Gene Ontology annotation, molecular function: G protein-coupled receptor activity. Lineage: Eukaryota; Metazoa; Mollusca; Bivalvia; Pectinida; Pectinidae. The record is from RefSeq and is a predicted model, not a curated record. Gene Ontology annotation, cellular component: membrane. The coding region runs from base 184 to 1518 and encodes 444 amino acids. Gene Ontology annotation, biological process: G protein-coupled receptor signaling pathway. The transcript has 3 exons.